This is a messenger RNA of Pseudo-nitzschia multistriata, 1279 nucleotides long. Lineage: Eukaryota; Bacillariophyta; Bacillariophyceae; Bacillariales; Bacillariaceae. The record is from the annotation of a GenBank genome assembly.
GUACAUGAUCGAAAGCGAAAACAACAAUAUUUUGACACUUAACGUUCUUCUUUCUCCCUUUGGUGAUUCCGACUUCACAGAAGAAGCAGAAAAGAGCCKUCGACGACCGUGGCCAUGCUUUGGAACGCAUUGAUGCCCUGUUUGAAGUCCACACCAGAGUGUUUGUUGGAUGGACACAACAACAGAGCACGGUACACAUUAUAGUCAAAAUGAGACKAGCAAAUCGCCCCGAACCGUCGUCCGAUUUGUGGGACCUGGUGCUAGACAUGAACUGGCAAGAAGUUAUCGUGCACGCGAGGGAGCAGCCGCAGGACGCGAACUUUGUGGAAGGCCACUGGCACGAAACACCGCUGUAUUUAGCGUGCCAGCACGAACCACCGAUCGAGGCACUCUYGGCAAUCAUCGAAGCCCACCCCGAAUCCGUGCGAAUCGCGAGCAGAGAAAACCAGGACCUGCCGAUCCACAUAGCCUGCCGGUACCAGGCUAGCACGGCGAUACUGGAAGCGCUCCURAAGCACUUUCCAGAAACCGCGCUGGUGCCAACCAAAUGGGGGCGGACGCCGAUCACGACCCUGUGCGAUGCUCGGAGAAAAGAAAACAAGGACGCGACUCUGAUAGCCCUCUGCGACGACAAAGAGUUUUGGARCAAGGUUCUUGUGGUCCUAAGCGCCAUAGCGAGAACAYACCACAAUGGUGUGCCCUAUAUGUAUUCCGAGAUAUCGUCGAGGGACGCGAAUCCUGGUGAUGCCAAAAUGGAGUUUGCUCCCUUUUUGGCRCCUUUGGAAGAAGAAAGCACCUUCUUUGUCCACGCAGCAGUCUCUCUGGGCGCGCAAGGUUGUCCCGUCGAAGUCUUGUCAUCCGUGAUGAAGAAAUAUCCGGAACAGGUAUUUCAGCGCGAUCAGUGGGGGAGGCUGCCACUGCAUGUUGGAAUCCAACGAAUAACAUGGUCAAAGCACGGGAAGAGAAGACUGAAACCGAAAGAACAGCCAUUCCUAAGUGUACUGCUAGACGCAUUCCCCUUGGCUGCAAGGGAACAAGCAURCAACGWCAACGGACGAUAUCCACUCCACUCCGCCAUAGCCAACGGCCAURCGUGGGAGGGGGGAAUCAGGGACAUCUUUCUCGCAGCGCCCGAAAUCCUAUCUGUUCGGGACCCCAUCUCCGGUUUGUUUCCCUUUCAGCUUGCAGCCUUGCCAGCGGUUGCCAAAAUUUCUAAAGAGAUGGACAGUUUCGAAACGUCCUACCGGUUGCUAAGGGCCCGGMCAGAUAUCAUAGAUCG